Molecule: messenger RNA, 1714 nt
Organism: Microdochium trichocladiopsis
Lineage: Eukaryota; Fungi; Ascomycota; Sordariomycetes; Xylariales; Microdochiaceae
Product: permease of the major facilitator superfamily
Exons: 2
Coding region: 108-1652 (514 amino acids)
Biological process (GO): transmembrane transport
Cellular component (GO): membrane
Molecular function (GO): transmembrane transporter activity
Source: RefSeq, a predicted model, not a curated record
AGAAUGGCCUGCGAUUGUUUGCAGAUUGGCCAUGGUAAUAUGAGCUGCUGAGUCAGGCGUUGUCAUCCGCUUCUAAGGCGUGCGAGAAAUUAGCCCAAGCAGUCACAAUGUCACAUUCCACAGUCCCAGUCGGCCUGCCACCUCAGGACGUGGCAAAGACGACCGUAUACGAGGCCCACGGCGAUGCGGAGUCGCUCCGGCCCGGGCCCGGUGCCGGUCAAGUUGGCGGCAACGGGACCAGCGACGGCGACGGCGCCGAUGACGAUGAUGAUGAUGAGACGGAGGAUCCGGCACACAUCAAGAUGCUGGAGCGACGGCUGCGGCGCAAGGUCGACCUGCGGCUGUGCACGAUUGCGGGCAUCCUGUGCUCGCUCAACCUGCUCGACUCGGGCGUCAUCAGCUCCGCGGCGGUCACGUCGAUGCCCGCCGACCUCGGGCUCGAGGGCAACCGCUUCAGCGUCAGCAUCUUCAUCUUCACCAUUGCCAGCAUUGCCUUCCAGCUGCCGUCGACGAUUGCCUGCCGUACCUUUGGGCCUCGGUUGUGGUUCAGCUUCAUCACCUUCUGCUUCGGCCUCAUCACCAUGUGCACCGCCUUCAUCCAGACCUGGCAGCAGAUGAUUGCCCUCCGCGUCCUCCUCGGCGUCGCCAUGAGCGGCAUCUACCCGGGCCUCUCGUACCUCAUCUCCGUCUGGUACCCCCGCCGUGAGCAGCAGACCCGCUUUGCCUUCCUCCAGAGCGGCGAGGUCAUCAUCCUCGCCACCGGCAGCAUCGUCAACUACGGCCUCAACCAGCUCGAUGGCCGUGGCGGCAUUGCCGGCUGGCGCUACAUGUUCCUCGUCCAGGGCAUCAUCUCCAUGGCCAUCGGCAUCCUCACCUACUUCUGGAUCGUCGAUUUCCCCGAAAACGCCCACAAGUCCUUCUACUUCCUCACCCCGGAGGAGCAGGCCCUGGCCGUCAAGCGCAUCAACGCCGACCGUCACGACGUCGAGCCAGACCCCUUCGCGUGGUCCAAGAUCUUCAUCCACGCCCUCGACCCCAAAGUCUACGGCUUCGCCGUCAUGUUCUUCCUCCUCAACCUCGUCUCCACCUCCCUCUCCUACUUCCUCCCCAUCAUCCUGCAGUCGGGGAUGGGCUUCUCCGCCAACGAGGCCAUCCUGCUCUCCGCGCCGCCCUACUACUAUGCCGUCAUCCCGGUCCUCCUCUCCUCCAUCGUGGGCGACAAGUACAACCUCCGCGGGCCCGUCAUCAUCUUCAACUGCCUCUGCCUCGUCGUCGGGUUCUGCAUGCUCGGCUUCGCCUCCCAGGUCACCGUCCGCUACAUCGGCACCUACCUCGCCACGGGCGCCUACAUUUCCAACUGGGCCGCCCUGAGCACCUAUCAGGCCAACAACAUCGCCGGCCAGUGGAAGCGCGUCUUCACCGCCGCCACCGUCGCGGCCAUGAACGGCGCCGGCGGCAUCGCUGGCAGCUUCAUCGUCAGGAGCGACGAGGCCCCGGGCUACAUCACCGCCGUGUGGGUCUCGAUCGGCUCGCAUCUGGGCAUCAUCUUCCUGGUCGGCGUCUUCUCGGUGUGGUUCUGGUCCCAGAACAAGCUGCAGGGCUCAGGCAAGCUUGUGCUCGAGGGUGUGAGGGGUUUCAAGUACACGUUUUAGAGCCCCGCGACGGGGAGAAUCUUGGUGAUGCGCGAAAGACUGGCAGAAGCCAAAAUUCUUUG